AUGCGCCACACGCCUGUUUGCCAACCUGUAGCCUACGUGUUGUCCAUCAGGUGGUGGGCUCGAGGGCGUUCCGUGUUUGGUGUCAACGAAAACUUCCACAUCGUCGCGCUCAGAUUUUUCCACGGAGGCAGAGGGACUGAAGGUGGGCCCAUUGCCCGCUUCCCCGGGAGGACUGCAAACGUGGCUGCUAACCUGACUUCCACCGUGCAGGGUCGGCCACUGUGCUCUAACGGGACGCCCUGGAUCCUCUAUCUGUUCGAGGAAUGCGCGGAGAAUGUGUGGGAAUACUGGAGUGUAGUCAUCGGGCUGAUCUCCAUGUUCUGUUUCUUGCUGUCUACUCUACCGUAAGUUUUUUCCACUAUUGCAGUAGGAAGGCUUUCUAUAAGGAAAAAGUAGAUUGUCUUUAUAAUACUAAUUAAAAUUAAUGAUCACAGAUGUUGUGAUCAACAGCUGCCAUCUCACAUUUCUCUGACAUUCAGUGUUAAGAAGAUACUCAUGACAGAUUAAUAAACCCAUUAUUGAUGUAUUGCCAUAGCAAUGAGAGAGAGUCAGUGUGGCUCUGCAAAACCAGUUUAUGAGACCUCUAAUCCAAGAGACCUCUAAUCCAAGUAUCUGUUGACAUGUCACAUCACUCUCUCCUUUUCUUAACCAUUCUCUCUGCCUCCAUUUUAUAUCUUGUUGUCUCUCUGUCCCCCCCCCCCCCCCCCCCCCCCCCCCAGACAAGUCUACGAGGCUUAUCGCAAUGGUAAAGUGGAGGAGGCCAUGUCUAUUGGCUUUCUGCUCUUCCUCUUCAGUGGGGACCUCAGCAGUCUGAUCGGCUGCGUCCUGACCAGCCAGCUGCCCAUCCAGGUAUCUAACAACAGGCACAACUUCAACUUGCUCUUGUGUGCAUAAGGAGAGUUAUUGUUUUGAUUGCCACAUCACUCUAUGCUUAGGCAUGCCCUGAUGCACUGGAUAGCUGCUGCAUUGAAGCACCUUUUUCAAACAUUCAGUUUGUGGAUGGAGUUGCUCUUAUCUGCAUUUACAUUUUAUCCCAAGGGCAUGUUUUCCUUAACCUUGCUCUGACCCUUGCCUAUGCAGAGGGUGCCACUGUCAAUCAUAUUUGAUUGCUCUCUCUCUCUCUCUCUCUUUCUUCUCUCAGAUUGUGACAGUAGUGUUCUACAUCUUCACUGAUCUCCUGCUCAUCUCCCAGUUCCUCUACUACAAGAUCAAGAACAAAUUGUCUAAAAGUAAGGCCAGCCUGAUCAUGAUAUUGCACCGUCCACUCAAUAUGGAAAUACAAUAGAUUGCCGUGAUUGUACAUGUGUGAGAAUCAGCAUUGUUCCUUGCAUUGUAGCUAGUGUGCUGUAGGUCCAUAUUUCCAUUGUAAGUGCAAUUCUGAGGGUACAAUCUGUGUACUCGCAUAAUGUGCUACAUGUUGACAAUGCUAACAGCUAUGCCCAGCUAUCCAUGCCUAAUGUGUAUGACAUGACUACGUGUGUGUGUGUGUGUGUGUUUUCAAGUGAAAUAGUUCCCACUAAAAGUUGAUGACUUUGACAAAUGCUCACAUUGUAAAGCUCCUUUUGUUAGUCCAGUUUGCAGCCGCAGGGCUGGAACACAAAAGGAAGACAUAUUGGAUUGCUUAACAGUAGGAGGGUGUGUGUUGUGUGUGGCUAUGUGGCCAGUGAGGGAGAGAAAGAGAGAGGGAGGUCAUACCAUGCCUUUACAAGCCCCUCCCCCCUUUCUCCAUAGCUCAGGUAUCUCACAGGUAUUUGUAUUGAUUAAAUAUCUACAUUGCCACGGCAGCAGCUACUCUUCCUGGGUUCCAGCAAGAAUUAAGGCAGUAAUAUACAUUACAAUAAAACAUUUAAACAUUAAAAUACAUUUUACAACAGAUUUCACAAUACAUUAAGUGUGUUCCUCCGGCCACUACAACACAAUCCAGGUGUACGUGUGUGUAUAGUGUGUAUGUUAUGUGUGUUUGUAUGUGUGUGUGUGUGUGUUUGUACCUGUGUAUGACUCUUCACAGUCCUCGCUGUUCCAUAAGCUGUAUUUUUUUAUCGGUUUUUAAAUCAGAUUUUAUAGAUUUUUUUCAUUUUUUUAAUUAAACCUUAUUUUACCAGGUAAGUUGACUGAGAACACAUUCUCAUUUACAGCAACGACCUGGGAAAUAGUUACAGGGGAGAGGAGGGCGUGCUGGCGUGAGUUACUUGAUGUGGAAUAGAGUUCCAUGUAGUCAUGGCUCUAUGUACUACUGUGCCUCCCAUUGUCUGUUCUGGACUUGGGGACUGUGAAGAGACCUCUGGUGGUAUGUCUUGUUGUGUGUGCAUGGGUGUCCGAGCUGUGUGUUAGUAGUUUAAACAGACAUAUUGCUGUAUUGAACAUGUCAAUACUUACAAAAACAAGUAGUGAUGAAGUCAAUCUCUCGUCGACUUUGAGCCAUGAAAGAUUGACAUGCAUAUUAUUAAUGUUAGCUCUAUGUGUACAUUUAAGGGCCUGCCGUGCUGCCUUGUUCUGGCCCAGUUGUAAUUUUCCCAAGUCCCUCUUUGUGGCACCUGACCACAUGACUGGGCAGUAGUCCAGGUGCAACAAAACUAGGGCCUGUAGGACCUGUCUUGUUGAUAGUGUUGCUAAGAAGGCAGAGUAACGCUUUAUUAUGGACAGACCUCUCCCCAUCUUAGCUACUGUUGCAUCAAUGUUUUGACCAUAACAGUUUACAUUCCAGGGUUACUCCAAGCAGUUUAGUCACCUCAACUUGCUCAAUUUCCAGAUUAUUCAUUACAAGAUUCAGCUGAGGCUUAGGGUUUAAUGAAUGAUUUGUCCCAAAUACAAUGCUUUUAGUUAUUGAAAUAUUUAGGACUAAGUUAUUUCUUGCCACCCAUUCUGAAACUGACUGCAGCUCUUUGUUAAGUGGUGCAGUGAUUUCACUUGCUGUAGUAUCUGACGUGUAUAGUGUUGAGUCAUCCGCAUACAUAGACACACUGGCUUUACUCAGAGCCAGUGGCAGGUCAUUAGUAAAGAUUGAAAAAAGUAAGGGGCCUAGACAGCUGCCCUGGGGAAUGCCUGAUUCUACCUGAAUUAUGUUGGAGAGGCUACCAUUAAAGAACACCCUCUGUGUUCUGUUAGACAGGUAACUCUCAAUCCACAAUAUAGUAGGGGUUGUAAAGCCAUAACAUCUUAAGUUUUUCCAGCAGCAGACUAUGAUCGAUAAUGUCAAAAGCCGCACUGAAGUCUAACAAAACAGCUCCCAAAAUCUUUUUAUUAUCAAUUUCUCACAACCAAUCAUCUGUCAUUUGUGUAAGUGCUGUGCAUGUUGAGUGCCCUUCACUAUAAGCAUGCUGAAAGUCUGUUGUUAAUUUAUUUACUGUAAAAUAGCAUUGUAUCAGGUCAAACACAAUUUUUUCCAAAAGUUUACUAAGGGUUGGUAACAGGCUGACUUUUGCUUCCCUCCAGGCCUGAAGGCACAUACGUUCCUGUAGGCUUAGAUGGCAAAUAGGAGUGGCAAUAUCGUCCGCUAUCAUCCUCAGUAAUUUCCUCUCCAAGUUUUCAGACCCAGGUGGCUUGUCAUUGUUGAAAAAAAAAAAAAAAUUCCACACUCACUUUACGGAUUUCUAAAUUAUAAUGAUUGUCUUUCAUAAUUUGAUCAGUUAUACUUGGAUGUGUAGAUUCGGCGUUUGUUGCUGGCAUGUCAUGCUUAAAUUUGCUAAUCUUGCCAGUUAAAAAAUCAUUAAAGUAGUUGGCAAUAUUAGUGGGUUUUAUGAUGAAUGAGCCAUCUGAUUCAAUGAAUGAUGGAGCUGAGUUUACCUUUUGCCCAAAAUGUAAUGUAUGGUGCUUCAAAGCUUUUUACUAUAAUUCUUUAUAUAAUUUAUCUUUGUUUCAUAGUAUAGCUUUUUAUUAUUUUUGUUCUGUUUAGUCACAUGAUUUCUCAAUUUGCCAAUCGGUUAUGCAGCCAGACUUAUUUGUCAUUCCUUUUGCCUCAUCCCUCUCAACCAUAACAUUUUUCAAUUGCUUAUCAAUCCAUGGGGAUUUAACAGUUUUUACAGUGCAUGCUUAUUAGUAACUGGAGUAAGCAAUUUCAUAAAUGUGUCAAGUGCAGCGUCUGGUUGCUCCUCAUUACAUACCACAAACCAGCAAAUAUUAUUUACAAAAUCAACAUAGGAAUCACUACAAAUACCAUAUUGUGAUCACUUCAUUCUAUGGAUUUGGAUACUGCUUUACAGCUGAUUUCUGCAGCAUUAGUAAAGAUGUGAUCAAUACAUGUGGAUUUCAUUCCUGUGCUGUUUGUAAACACCCUGGUAGGUUGACUUGUAACAAAUACUGACUGUUAGCACUUGGUGGUCUAUAGCAGCGUUAGCACUUGGUGGCCCAUCCUACAAGAAUGGGGUUUAGGUGAGGCAGAUGAACCUGUAGCCAUGUUACUUCAACAGUACUUGACAUGAUAUCCUCUCUAAGCUUUACUGGAGUGUGGCUCUGAAAAUAGACCGCAACACCUCCCCUAUUGGCAUUUCUGUAUUUUCUGUAGAUGUUAUAACCAUCUAUUGCUACCACUAUAUCAUCAAAGGUAUUAUCUAAGUGAGUUUCAGAGAUGGUCAGAAUAUGAAUGUCAACUGUUACUAGCGAGUUAUCGAUUUCAUGAACCUUGUUUCUUAAGCUUUUCUGGGAUGCUUGAUUGUUUUUAUUGCUUUAUUGGGAAGCUUAGCAGAGGUAGACAUACUCGUGUUAUUUAUGUUGGUGCAGGGUGAGUUUCUUAAGCUACAUAAACUACAUGACCAACGUAUCUGGACACCUGCUCCUUGUCAAACAUCUAAUUCGAGAAUCAUGGGCAUUAAUAUGGAGUUGGUACCCCCCUUUGCUGCUAUAACAGCCUCUACUCUUCUGGGAAGGCUUUCCACUAGAUGUUGGAACAUUGCUGCGGGGACUUGCUUCCAUUCAGCCACAAGCGCAUUAGUGAGGUCGGGCACUGAUGUUGGGCGAUUAGGCCUGGCUCGCAGUCGGUGUUCCAAUUCAUCCCUAAGGUGUUCGAUGGGGUUGAGGUCAGGGCUGUGUGCAGGCCAGUCAAUUUCUUCCACACCGAUCUCGACAAACCAUUGUUGUAUGGACCUGGCUUUGUGCACAGGGAAUUGUCAUGCUGAAACAGGAAAGGGCCUUCUCCAAACUGUUGCUACAGAGUUGGAAGCACAGAAUCGUCUAGAAUGUCAUUGUAUGCUGUAGUGUUAAGAUUUCCCUUAAUUGGAACUAAGGGGCCUAGCCCGAACCACGAAAAACAGCCCCAGACCAUUAUUCCUCCUCCACCAAACUUUACAGUUGGCACUAUGCAUUCGGGCAGGUAGCGUUCGCCUGGCAUCCGCCAAACUCAGAUUUGUCCGUCGGACUGCAGGCUGUUGAAGCGUGAGUCAUCACUCCAGAGAACGUGUUUCCACUGCUCCAGAGUCCAAUGGCGGCAAGUUUACACCACUCUAGCCGAUGCUUGGCAUUGCGCAUGGUGAUCUUAGGCUUGUGUGGCUGCUCGGUCAUGGAAACCCAUUUCAUGAAGCUCCCGAUGAACAGUUAUUGUGCUUAUGUUGCUUCCAGAGGUAGUUUGGAACUCGGUAGUGAGUGUUGCAACCGAGGACAGACGAUUUUUAUGCGCUAUGCGCUUCAAAACUCGGCAGUCCGGUUCUGUGAGCUUGUGCGGCCUACCACUUUCGCUGCUGAGCUGAUGUUGCUCCUAGACAUUUCCACUUCACAAUAACAGCACUUAGAGUUGACUGGGGCAGCUCCAGCAGGGCAGAAAUUUGACGAACUGACUUGUUGGAAAGGUGGCAUCCUAUGACGGUCCCACGUUGAAAGUCACUGAGCUCUUCAGUACGGGCCAUUAUACUGCCAAUGUUUGUCUAUGGACAUUGCAUGGCGAUUGCAUGGCGGUGUGCUCGAUUUUAUACACCUGUCAGCAAUGGGUGUGGCUGAAAUAGCUGAAUCCACUAAUUUGAAGGGGUGUCCAUAUACUUAAUGUGGGCUAUUUUUAGCACUUUUCUGAGAUGCUUGAUUGUUUUACUGAGCGGCUUAUCAGAGUAAGCAUGACAGUCAUAUUUAUGUUGGAGCUGAUAGUGCAGGGUGAGCUGCACACAGUGGACUUCCUACUAGGACACACCGCCUCAGUGCUAACAGUAUAACUCUGGUUCAUAGACACAUGAUUACUGCAUACAAUAGCUAUAGUAUCGACAGAGGCAUUCAGCAAACUUAGAAGGACAUAAAUUAGGUUACUUACACUAUAACUUCCAACGCUCCUGGGACAAUGUACAUUUGCUGCAGCACUACGACAACUCAGUGACACAAUGGUGGCGAUUUUCUGAGCAGGGCUUCGGUCAUUGAUAAGUCAUUUUCUCAACGCAGCCUUGAAAUGCGUGGACAGAGUCCAGGAGCCAAGAUGAUUUGGAUGGACUCCGUCAUUCCUGUAGAGUAUCUUCUGUAUCCAGAAGGUGUCAAAGUCAUCUAUAUAAGCUAUGCCAACAGAGCUACAGUAAUCUUUUAGCCAGAUGUGUAAUGCCAGUAGCUUGUUGAAUCUCUCACAGCCGUGACCCAACGAUGGUACUGGACCUGAAAUAAUUGGCCGCUUUUUUGGAAACUUUCAGAGUUAGAAUCAGUUCUUUUAAAAUCAAUUUUCAGCAGUUCCAAGUAGCCCUACUAAUGUCAUUUGACCCCACAUGGACUACAACAGCGUCAGUCGUAGAACGGUAGGGAGCAGCCUUGUAAUGUCCUGUACUCGUGCUCUAGGGUAGCACAGGGUUUUUGUCCCUGGAACCGAGAUCUUUCUCACCAUAGAGCUGCUGAUGACGACAGCUGGUGCAAAGGCUGAGGUGGUGUGGCUGCUCUUUCGCCUCGAGUGGCCUCGCAGACCGCUCAAGGAUCGAUGGGCGGUGACGCCUGAUGGACCCUAGCCAGCUGUAGAAUCCAUCGUGGCUGAUGGAAGGGCCGGAGUCUCAGACACCCUUACGGUCCGAUGAGGGGGGAGUUCUGAAGAUCUAAAACCCUGUUAGAAGCCACCGGAGAGGGAGACAGAAUAGAGGGCGAAGGCGCAGGUACCCCUUGAUCCAAUCUUGACGCGGAAACCCCCAGGGAUGAAGGCGCCUGAACCUCUGGAUCCAGGGUGGUGAAGCUGUUUGAAGUCUGUGUCUGGUCUGGGCUUCCCAUCACCAAGGAGGCCCCCAUCACCAAGGAGGCCCCCAUCACAAAGAAGGCCCACAUUGCCAGAUGCCGCUGCUUUCUACUUCCACUGCGAGUGACGUAUCUCCAUGGCUGAUUGAUAGGAUCAAGAACAGGAACAUCCACCAAGUCAUCCAGAAGCAGCUUGCUGACUCCAUUCUCCAGGAAAGAGGGAGACACCUUCGGUGAGGGAUCCCUGCAGAGCACCGGCCAGUUGGCUGUGGAGAGCCGUCAUGGCGGCGACACUUCCACCAGGCCAGAGUGGCGACCAGCUACUGGAGUAGAGGAGAAGUAGGCGGGCUAGGAUUCCCGAGUAGCUUGUGUAGGAUUCCCCCAGUAGCUUGUGUAGGAUUCCCCCAGUAGCUUGUGUAGGAUUCCCCCAGUAGCUUGUGUAGGAUUCCCCCAGUAGCUUGUGUAGGAUUCCCCCAGUAGCUUGUGUAGGAUUCCCCCAGUAGCUUGUGUAGGAUUCCCCCAGUAGCUUGUGUAGGAUUCCCCCAGUAGCUUGUGUAGGAUUCCCCCAGUAGCUUGUGUAGGAUUCCCCCAGUAGCUUGUGUAGGAUUCACCCAGUAGCUUGUGUAGGAUUCACCCAGUAGCUUGUGUAGGAUUCCCCCAGUAGCAUGUACUGUUGGUAGUAGCAUCGGCUAAUGUUGGUAGCUAUGCAACGCAGUUCCAGCCAGGACAAGUUGCAGGGAAAAAGUUGUCUGAAAUCGGUCACCUCUACAAAACCAGGAGGUAUAGCAACACUGUGUGUGCGUCUGUGUGUGUGACCCAUGUGUGUCUCUCUUCCCCCAGAGCGCCCCAUGUUGAAGUGGUUGUGUUUCCUGUGAUGCGGGGCUUCCACUGUGGCCCUCCUGAUCCUCCCCAAGUUCAUCACUGACAACAAUACCUCUGCCAACACUGAGGUGACACGUGUGUGUGUCUGUGUGAGAGAGAGGGACCUGGGCCCUGACAGUAAAUCUCAGUAAGACACAAAUAAUGGUGUUCCAAAAAAGGUCCAGUUGCCAGGACCACAAAUACAAAUUCCAUCUAGACACCGUUGCCCUAGAGCACACAAAAAAAACGAUAAAUACCUUGGCCUAAACAUCAGUGCCACAGGUAACUUCCAUAAAGCUGUGAACAAUCUGAGAGACAAGGCAAGAAGGGCCUUCUAUGCCAUCAAAAGGAACAUAAAUUCGACAUACCAAUUAGGAUCUGGCUAAAAAUACUUGAAUCAGUUAUAGAACACAUUGCCCUUUAUGGUUGUGAGGUCUGGGGUCCGCUCACCAACCAAGAAUUCACAAAAUGGGACAAACACCAAAUUGAGACUCUGCAUGCAGAAUUCUGCAAAAAUAUCCUCAGUGUACAACGAAAAACACCAAAUAAUGCAUGCAGAGUAGAAUUAGGACGAUACCCGCUAAUUAUCAAAAUCCAGAAAAGAGCCGUUAAAUUCUAUAACCACAUAAAAGGAAGCGAUUCCCAAACCUUCCAUAACAAAGCCAACACCUACAAAGAGAUUAACUUGGAGAAGAGUCCCCUAAGCAAGCUGGUCCUGGGGCUCUGUUCACAAACACAAACAGACCACACAGAGCCCAAGGACAACAACACAAUUAGACCCAACCAAAUCAUGAGAAAACAAAAAGAGAAUUACUUGACACAUUGGAAAGAAUUAACAAAAAAACUGAGCAAACUAGAAUGCUAUUUGGCCCUAAACAGAGAGUACACAGUUGCAGAAUACCUGACCACUGUGACUGACCCAAACUUAAGGAAAGCUUUGACCAUGUGCCGCCGUAGGCAGACUAGGCUCUCAAGAGAAGACAGGCUAUGUGCACACUGCCCACAAAAUGAGGUGGAAACUGAGCUGCACUUGCUAACCUCCUGCCAAAUGUAUGACCAUAUUAGAGACACAUAUUUCCCUCAGAGUACACAGAUCCACAAAGAAUUCGAAAACAAACCCAAUUUUGAUAAACUCCCUUAUCUACUGGGUGAAAUACCACAGUGUGCCAUCACAGCAGCAGCAUUGUUACAACACUGUAUAUAUACAUUAUAUGACAUUUGAAAUGUCUUUUUGGAACUUCUGAGUGUAAUGUUUACUGUUAAUUUGUAUUGUUUAUUUCACUUUUGUUUACUAUCUACUUCACUUGCUUUGGCCAUGUUAACAUAUGUUUCCCAUGGGGGGGGGGGGGGGGAGGAGAAGAGAGAGAGAGAGAGAGAGAGAGAGAGAGAGAGAGAGAGAGAGAGAGAGAGAGAGAGAGAGAGAGAGAGAGAGAGAGAGAGAGAGAGAGAGACCAAUGUGUUGUAUCUCAUCCUAUAUCUUCUCUCUCUCUUUGACCUGGUCUCUGACUCUCGCGCUGACUAUGUCUCUCUGACUCUCUCUCUUUAGAGUGCCUCUAAUAGCGUGGAGAUCUGUGGUUAUGCCUGUGGAUACCUGGCCUCCAUGUUCUACCUCUCCUCUCGGUUUCCACAGCUCUACAAAAAUGUAAGUGGCAGUCUAUGUGUGAUUAUGGAGGCGAGGUGGGGUAAGAUGUGAAGGGACAGCAGUGUUAGGGGACAUGAGGAGUGAGAGGGAAGAGGGUGAGAGGAGGGGAAGGAAGGGCUGAUAAAGGAAGGCUCAAGGUAGUUGGGGCCAGAAGAAAAAAAGAGGAAUGCUGCUGUUUUGAGUUUUUCAAAUUAGAACCAGGCGUGAGAGACUGGUGUUUUCUGCUGAGUGAUGUCACAGCAUCUGGACUGGUGGCUCAUGCAGAGAACUCACUGUCACUCCCAAUGUGAUAACUGAUCCUAGGGAUGGUCUAAGGGGGAGAGCACAGCUCACAUACACGUUUUUUUAUAUAUUGAGUGUCUGUGUGAGCAUGCAUGACUUACCAACAACAAAUCAUGCAUACUACUAACACAUUGUCAAACAUUGUGAAAAUAUGUUCAGAACUAAUAUUAUUUUGGAACUUAACAAAAAUGUAGGUAAAAUGAAGAAGUAAUAGAAUGGGGUUAAAUGAUGAACUAUAUAACAUGGUUUGAAGACCCUAAGCCUAAAAUCUCAGCUUUUCUCUGUCGGUUUUGAGGUCGAGAAGGUAACAUCUACCUGUCUGUGUCCAGUUUAAGAGGCAGUCUACAGAGGGCACGUCAUACAUGCUGUUUGCCCUGGCCAUGAUGGGCAACGGGACCUACGGGCUCAGUGUCAUUGUGGUUCUGCCAGCUCUGACCGGCUCCAAACAGACCUUCAUCCUCAAACAUCUGGCCUGGCUCAUCGGCAGCCUGGGAGUCCUCCUCCUAGACUUCUUCGUAUCCUUUCUUUUACUCAGAGAUCAUCAUUUCACUGAAAAAAGGAUCUGGAAUAUCUGGAAUAUUGUUGACUUGUUGUGGUGUGUUUGUGAAUGAGCCUUAACUCUCCCAGGUCACCGCCCAGUUCAUCAUCUACAGGAAGAACAGCUCCGGUAAAACCAGCAAGAAGCUGAAAGGUCCUGAAGUAGAACCUCUGCUCUGUGAAGAGGAGGAGCUGUCC
This is a messenger RNA of Coregonus sp. 'balchen', 10633 nucleotides long. The record is from the annotation of a GenBank genome assembly. Lineage: Eukaryota; Metazoa; Chordata; Actinopteri; Salmoniformes; Salmonidae.